AUCACGUGACAGAAAAUGGGCAGUCCUCCGACGAGGCUGAAAAAAAAAGGCCAUUUUCUGGCGCUGCUGCAAACUGCGUCCAAGUGUAAGAAGAAGGUACGCGGGUCCUCAUCGGGAGGAAGAAGGAAGCGUCGAUGUCAAAUCAGAGAUGGACAAAAUGCAGCCCAAUCGGAUUAAAAUCACGGAUCUGAAUUCACACCUCAUUUGUCCGCUGUGCGCUGGUUAUUUAGUUGAUGCUACCACCAUCGUGGAAUGCCUCCACUCCUUUUGUAAAACAUGCAUCGUGGCCUUCUUGGAGACAAACAAGUUCUGCCCCCGAUGUGACGUCCAGGUUCACAAGACAUGUCCGCAACUCAGCAUCAGAGCGGACAAAACUCUGCAAGAUAUAGUUUAUAAGCUUGUUCCGGGUUUAUUCAAAGAUGAGAUGAAGCGGAGACGAGAUUUCUACUCUGAGAGUCGUGUGCUGGAGCCGGGGGAGGUGGUGGAGACCUUCAACAUAGCCGAGGACGAAAUCAUCAGUCUGUCCAUACAGUUCUAUGAGAGGAACAAAACCAAUGAGAGGCAUCAUUCAGAGGUGGAUGGAGACAAGUCCAACGGUAAACGCUUCCUGCAGUGCCCAGCAGCCAUGUCCGUCAUGCACUUAGCAAAGUUCCUCAGAAGUAAGAUGGAUAUACCCAGCAACUACAGGGUAGAGGUGUUGUAUGGCGAUGAACCUCUCAAAGACUACUACACACUAAUGGACAUUGCCUAUUUCUAUGAGUGGAGACGGACCGGACCCAUCCCCCUGCAGUACCUGGUGAAGCCCACAAGGAAGCGCAGGAAGCCGUCCCAGUCCGCGGUCCAGGGUCACUCAGACGGCGUCAACACCAGCCCGACCUCAGAGAGCGACUCCCAGAGCGACAAAGUCCACAGUCCGGUGUCGACGAUGGCGGCACCGCCUCGAGCCUCCUCGCAGUCCAGCCCCGCGGCCAACAGCCUCUCCCCCGCCAUCCAGAACUCCAACGGUACCACCGUGCCUAACAACACUCAGCGACACGCCCUCUCCUCCAAGCAGGGGGCCUCCGCCGCCCGGAAGGUGACUGUCAACGGCACGAGCUCGGCCGCCAGCAAAGAUGCGGCGAGGGGCGGGGACAAAAGCGGCGCGCCUCCGACGACCUAAUGUCUGCACGACAGCAGGGAGGACGUUGUUUGGAUGGCUCCCUUCUUUCUGCAGAGAAAAAAACACUGGAGCCUUCUGACUUUUGGACUUUAUGAGAGGCAGACAUCGCCGUGAUGGACUGAAGUGCAGCCAAAUGUGUAUGUGUGUGCGUGCGUGUGAGCGUGUGUGUGUGAGCGUGUGUUAGACUAGACCAGUGCACACAUAGACUGUACAGUAUGUAUCUAAUGUGACCAUGUGUGCAUAUAAACUUAUCUUUUAUACAAGGCAUUGUAAUCAUUUUGUAUCGUACAUGAAGUGGUUCUGUUGCAUUUCUACCUUAUUUGGCUUCUGUAAAAUUGGACAAAAUGCCGCCAAGCAUUGCAGUGCGAAUCCCUGCAAUGGAUAUGGAGAAGAAGAAAAAACUGAGCGUAUUCGGUCAUUUUAUCACUGCUGUAUAAAUCAUCAGGUGACACAACUUCAUGACACAACUGUUGAUGCACUUUCACACGCUCCGAACCAACCAGUAUUUUGUCGUCUCUUUUCUAAGCACUACCACGCUGCCGGGCUCACCGGCGCGUUCUUUCAUGUCCCGAGUCCGAAGAACUCCAAAAGGGAUUUUCCAAUACUUGGCCAUGUUUGUUCUUUUUCUAAAAUCCAACAUUCCUUCUGUUAUGUUCCAACAAGAAAAAAAACAAUACUUUGAUCAGCCAUACGUGCAUGUUUUAGGUCAAUAAAAUGUUUACCUAAUAGUA
Entelurus aequoreus (snake pipefish) is the source of this 1890-nucleotide messenger RNA. RefSeq names its product polycomb group RING finger protein 2-like. The transcript has 9 exons. Gene Ontology annotation, cellular component: PRC1 complex. Gene Ontology annotation, molecular function: metal ion binding; promoter-specific chromatin binding. Lineage: Eukaryota; Metazoa; Chordata; Actinopteri; Syngnathiformes; Syngnathidae. The record is from RefSeq and is a predicted model, not a curated record. Bases 149 to 1159 code for a protein of 336 amino acids. Gene Ontology annotation, biological process: negative regulation of transcription by RNA polymerase II.